AAGAAGAAGAAGAAGCGCGGGCGUGUAAACGUUAGUACGAUAGUUGCUGGUUUGGGUGUUCGUGUGGUGUUUAGAAUGGUGUUAAAGUGUGCGUUUCCUGGAUGCCCGAACCGUGAAAAACCAGCGGAAAUUCGUCAAAGUUUAUUACCAAGGUCGUCAGGUGAAAUGCUUUCUUUUCACAAUUUCCCUUUAAAUGAUGGUGAGCGACUGACAUCGUGGCUGUUGGCUGUUGAGCGCGAUGUUGAUUUACCGAUUCGAUACGCCAAGCAAAUGAGAGUGUGCAGUGAACAUUUCUCACUAGACGACUUUAAACCUUUAAAUGGAACACGACGGUUCCUGAAAGCAACAGCUGUGCCCAUCCUCAAACCUCGGGUUCAGUCUGGUUUCUUUAAAUCAUUCACAAUUUCAGCAGAAACCAGCAGAAAUAGAGAUAAAGCUGGAGGAGUUGAACUGAAGCAAGAGGAGGAAUCUACUGAUCCAACCUCUACGGAGUCUCUGGAUUCUGUGAGUAACGCAGGAGGACGGCGGCGGAUCCUGCAGAGGAUGAUUGUGAAGAUAUGUUCAGUCGAUCUGAUUGAGAUAAGAAAACCAACAGCAGAAGAACAGUUUGAGGAAGAAGACGAUUGUGAAGAUGAUGAUGCUGACAGUGUUGAUUUUUGUUUUGUUAAAGAUACGGAUGAUGAGGAUUUUCUUCCUUCAGGGCUAUGGGUGUCUCGUGAAUGGCUCUCCAAUGUUCAAGUCUUACCUUUCAGCCAGACGAUACGAAAGUAGCUGCUCGCAUCUCUGCAUGCCUGAUUGUGAUAUUUCACUCUGGAUGAAGGAACAUCACUUUCAACUGAACCUUGCCAAGACGGAACUGGUUGUGAUAUCGGCUGACACAAAGAUUCAUCACAACCUUUCCAUUCAACUAGGUUCAUCAACUGUUACACUUCCAGGACAGCCGGGAACCUUGGAGUUGUAACUGGAAAUUAGAUGCCAGCAGCGAUUCCCUUUCUGAUGGAGAAGUGGCCUCUACAUCAGAAGAGCACAAAUGGGAGUUUCACUGUGAGCAGUGUGGGAAGGAUUUCUUCUCCGCUAAUAAGCUGA
This is a messenger RNA of Triplophysa rosa, 1086 nucleotides long. RefSeq lists its product as uncharacterized. The transcript is spliced from 6 exons. Gene Ontology annotation, molecular function: sequence-specific DNA binding. The record is from RefSeq and is a predicted model, not a curated record. The coding region runs from base 76 to 771 and encodes 231 amino acids. Lineage: Eukaryota; Metazoa; Chordata; Actinopteri; Cypriniformes; Nemacheilidae.